This is a messenger RNA of Ceratitis capitata (Mediterranean fruit fly), 4084 nucleotides long. RefSeq names its product ubiquitin carboxyl-terminal hydrolase 15 (gene Usp8). Gene Ontology annotation, molecular function: cysteine-type deubiquitinase activity. The transcript is spliced from 9 exons. Gene Ontology annotation, biological process: protein deubiquitination. The record is from RefSeq and is a predicted model, not a curated record. NCBI's taxonomy places the organism in Eukaryota, Metazoa, Arthropoda, Insecta, Diptera, Tephritidae. Bases 709 to 3492 code for a protein of 927 amino acids.
ACUCGGACCAUGCACUCGCCUAUCCUCAGCAAAAAACUGCCAACAAGCACAAGAAGCUGACAGCCAAUCCCUCGACUUUCGUUUCUACUCUCAGAGGAUCCUCAUCAGCAACGCGGUGUAAGGUUAAACGUAAUUUCAAGCGCCCUAUGUAUAUAUUCAAGCUGAACUUUAGGCUUUUGACCAGGCCAACGAGCAUCUGGAGCGAUCGAAAAGGGCCUGAUUCAUUGGUCGAUCCUUGAUCGAGCUACUUGGUUCAAGACCGCUCCCUAAGCAUUAAACGGAAUCAUUAUUCAAUAAAGAUUUAUUAAUUUUUUUAAAUAAUCGAUUACCGCUACAAAAAACAUCUCUGACAUUGCAGUCAGCUGACUGGUGACGUUUCGAUAGUGACAGCAAAUGUCAUUUUCUCGCUGACGCAAAGUGGAAUUUUAUACGCUUUUUGUAUAAGUUGAUUUUUUUAUUUAUUUUCAAGAAUAAUUUAAUCAAUUUCACAGCUAAACAGUUUACAAAUUGUCAACUUAAUGAAACGAUAUGCUACAUAGUGAAAAAAUUCACCUGCAGUGGUUUUCUAUUAGCAUCAAUAUAUGUAUGGGUGUUUCUGCUGGCAAAGAAGACGCAUAAGUGGUCAUAGAUUAAGAACACUCCAUUGGUGAAACCAACAACCGGCCGUAUUGAAUAUCUAUAUAGAAACGACACGCUAUAUAUUAAAUAAUGCCCAAAAUGGCACAAGUAAAGGAUCUACAUUUAGGUAAAACUCUAAAUGAUUUAGAAAAGCACUCCGAAAUUCCAGACGCUCGUACUAAAAAAACUCAAAUAUUGGUGGAAUCCGCACGAAAACUAUUACGUGAAGCAGAUCGUUUUUAUAGGGAAGGCGAUGAAGAGUUGGCUUACGUACUAUACAUGAAAUACUUCAAUUUACUUCAUUGUAUACACGGAAAACCUGACUAUGCAGAGCAUAAGCAAACUGUACGUCAAGUUCUUGGUGGCAAUUCUAAUAAUAAAUUGACCAUGAAUAAGCUGGAGGAGCUUAGCACCUCCCUUACGCGACGUUAUGAAGCUAAGCAACUUGCUAAUACAACAGUGCAAUCAGCGGCAUUAGCAACACCCUCACUAAAGCACAGUGAGCGUGUACGUGAUUACAAUGAGCUUUCCGCUUCGGAGAAAUUUGAUCUCUUGAAAGGUGAUUCCGCUACCACAGCAACGUCGAAUGCAUACAACAGUUACUAUACGCUGCAAUCUUUAAAUGUUAUGAAAUGUCAAGAAUUGUUUGAACGUAUGAAGCAGAACAACGUACUGAUAAUGGAUUGUAGACCAAGAAUAGAUUAUGAGAUGUCCCAUCUCACAUAUCAUUACUGUUUUAAUGUGCCCGAAGAUAUUAUUACGGCAGGCAUGUCAGCCGGUAAAUUGCAAGAUAAGCUAGAUAAUGGUUCGAAAGUGUUAUGGUCAGCACGAUCAGUAAAAGAACAAGUAGUAUUAAUUGAUUGGAAUACUAAAGAUGGCAACCCACCGCCAACUUCAACGAUUGGUAUAUUACUUGAAAUUCUGCAAAAUUGGGAUCCAGAUGUCAUUUACCGUUCACCUAUUAAAAUUCUUCAAGGAGGUUACGAGUUUUUUAUUAUGAUGUAUCCAACAUUAUGCACCAAUCCCAGUGUACAAGCCCCUCAACAAAAUAACAAUGAUCUAGAUUUACUUGACGAAAUUGAAUAUCCUUCAAUAAAUGAUAUUACCAUGAAGGAUGAAAUUAGUGGUCAAAGUUAUACUCCCAGGCCAGGUAGUAGCAUGGCACGACCACUUACAUUCACCGUAACGCAGCCUGUGCCGAGCGUAGAUCGUUCUAGUAAAAUGGCUGCAAUGAAAACAUACGAGCAAAAGCAAAAACCCAUUGUGGAAUUGGCUAAAGAACAAGAAGAAUUAUUAGAGAAGGCACAAGCUAACGAUGAACAAUUAAAAAGGGCUUCACAAAAACUGGACACUAUUUUCGAGAAAAAUAAGCAAAGCCCAGAAAAGAAACCAAUGACGGCGACUGAAACGGAACUGCUUUACUAUAUAAUGCAAUUGGAAAGUGCUGCUGCAGACUAUAAAACUGAAAACGAUCGUCUAUUAGAUGAAAUAGAAAAGUAUAAAAGCAAUAAAAAAGAUCAAGAACAUGAGUUAACACCUAACGAGAAAGAAGAUCUGGAAGAAGCCACUCGACAAAUUGAACAUAAAAUACAAGAACGGCAAAAACUGGACGAGCAAUUGGUACGUGAAAAGCUACAACGUGACCAACAGCUGGCUAAGACAAUAGCGCGUUUUCCACGAACGUCACUCGACAACGAAGAUGAUAUGCCCAAACCAAAAAUACCACAAUUCGAUCGGUCUGUAAAACCACAUUUGUCUGCUACAACAACACAGAGCAGUGCAUCCACAUAUAUAAUAGAUAGACAACGCGAUUUUUCACCAAUGCCCGGUGCAAUUGGUCGCGGUUUGACCGGCCUAAAAAAUCUGGGUAACACCUGCUAUAUGAACAGUAUAAUACAGUGCCUCAGCAAUACCCCACAACUCACCGAAUACUGUAUAACCGAUAAAUAUAAGAAUUAUAUUAGUCGUAGUAAUAAGACGAAAGGACAUAUUGUCGAGGAAGUUGCUGCGCUCAUUAAAGUUUUAUGGAAUGGCAACUACAAGUGUGUGGCCAGCAAGGACUUGCGUUACGUCUUGGGACAAUAUCAGCAAAUAUUUCGUGGCAUUGAACAACAAGAUUCCCACGAAUUUCUCACCAUACUCAUGGAUUGGCUGCAUUCCGAUUUGCAAACAUUAACUGUACCCGAAAAGCCACGUGAUAAUAUAACAGCCUCCGAAAAGGCGUGGCUCGAAUUUACCAAAGCAAAGGAGAGUCUCAUAUUGCAUUUAUUCUAUGGCCAAAUAAAAAGCACCGUAAAGUGUGUCGAUUGCAACAAAGAGUCCGCCACAUAUGAAUGUUUUUCGAAUCUAAGUCUGGAACUGCCGUCAAAUGCAAAUGUCUGCUAUCUCAGCCAGUGUAUGGAUAUGUAUUUUAGCGGUGAACGUAUACACGGCUGGAAUUGUCCGAAUUGUAAAAAGAAGCGUGAUGCUGUAAAAAAAUUAGAUAUUUCAAAACUGCCACCGGUGUUGGUUAUACAUUUCAAAAGAUUUUAUGCCGAUACCGAUGCUAUUGGCAAUUCAUAUAAGAAGAAACAAAAUUAUGUACGCUUUCCACUGGAAAAUCUCGAUAUGACGCCGUACAUUGCCAAAUCUGAAUCGCGUUCAGUGACGCCGAAAACGUAUCAAUUAUACGGUGUCUCAAAUCAUUAUGGCUCCAUGGAGAGUGGUCACUAUACGGCAUUUUGCAAAAGCGGCAAUUAUGGCAGAUGGUUUAAGUUCGAUGAUCAAGUCGUUUCACCAUUGGACACCUCAAAUGUUGUUUCCAGCGCUGCCUACAUACUCUUCUACACCUGGUUGCCGCCAAUUCAAAUAAGCGAAAAUAAUAACGCAAAUUAGCCUUAUAAUCACAACUCACCAAGUGUAAAUAUUGAGUUGUGAAAAUAGUAACUCCUUAUAAUUUUUUGGAUAUAUAUAUUUUUUUUUUAUCUACGUGUAGCGAUAAAGCGAUUGCAUUUGUUCAUUCUUUUACAUAUGUAUGUAAGUACAUAAUGUAUGGAGCGACUGUGGUAGGUGUUUUGUUAGUGCGCUCGGUCUAGUCGCUUUUAAUAACUUGAAGUUGUUGAUUUAAAGAGCAUUUUUUUAUUUGUUGUUUUACUUUUUAUUUUGAAUUUCGGCCAGCAAAGCAACUAAGCUCAUUUUAAACCGGAAAUUAAUUAAUUCUAUAAAAGAAAAAGAUGAAAUCAAAAGUAUGUUUCUAUAUCUGUUUACUCUAUUAAUUGUUAUAGCAUAUUACAAAUAGACGUUUAAUACACAAAAGCAAAAAAUUACAUUUAUUAUACAUUUAAUUAUAUUCUUUAUAUAUAUAAUUUAGCAAAACAAUACAUACAUUUAUAUGUAUCUACUCCUACUACUUAAAAUAUGCUUUCAAUAAUAUGAAAAUGAAAGAAAAUUAAAAAUGUUAACAAUAUUGAAAGUUAUUCUACUAAAU